CUGCACUGGGUGGGCCGAGUAGGUGGAUGUGGGAGGUUGUGGGCAGCUAGCAGUAGUGAGUGGUAGGUUGGUUAGUGAAAAGAUACAGUCCGUGGAAAACCAUUUUCCAGAUUUGUGGCAGUUGGCGUGGAGAUUUCAUGACGUUCGCAGCACAAACGGUUCGGUCAGUAGUGCUUGGGAAAUUCGUGUGCUACCUAUCCACACACCGUGCGCCUAUCCCCUAAUGGUGUUUUUCUUCCCUUUGCUCGCUCGGUACGGCUUGACGUUCGUUUGAAUUUUCCUUUCCCACACACACGCCCAAUGGAAACCAACAGGAUAAUGGUGAUGAUUGUGAUAUUUUCGGUUCUUAGUGCUGUGAUGUUAUAAAUUGAUUUUCCUGGUAGAAGAAAAUACUGUGUCACAUAAUUACGUUGUGCCGAGGAUAAAGGUUGAAGUUUUACCGUGUAGGAUGCCACUCUAGGUAGGCAAGUGAAAAUUGAAGAAAAUGGAACAAGUGCGCGUACACUCCAAAGGCAAACAUCGCAGCUCUCGGUCCGGGUCUAGUUCACGGCGAGUUUCGUCCAGCAGUGGCCACCAGCGAUUAGAAACAGAGCCAGCUACCAGCAAUCCACGGGAAGAUGAAGAACUUGCUAAAAAUAGAGCACCAUUCGCUGUGGGAGGUCCACCUUCUUCGCGACCAGAGGAAAAUGCAGAUAGCGCCAGUACGACGACAAAUGCCAGCAGCACGAAGGCGCAUAGCAAUAUCAACAACAACAACAACAAUAAUGUUGAUGAUGCAAUUGAUACCAACAAAAAUCCCCCAGAUCAGCAGCGCGUGGAGACACAGAUUUCCAUUGAGACCGUUCCGGGAACGGACGACAAGCUGCAAAAGGGCAUCCUCGGGUACAUGGAUCGUCAAUUGAAGGUGCAAUCCCUGUCGGAUCCGCAGAAAAGUCCCGCUCAGCGGAGCACCCGAAGCCGCAGCAGCCUGGACAAAAGCCCACGCAGAAAACGCAGCAAAUCGGAGUCCCGUAGGCGGCGGGAGCGGAAAAUUAUCGCCGCGGGUGAAAUGGAGGUGCGCCAGGCGAAUGAAACGCUGAUGCGAUACCUGAAGCAGUGUUCCGACUUUAACGACGCGUCCCUGUCCGGCGAUUUGGAGAUUCCGGAAAACCUCGAAGACAGGCGGGUACACCGGAAGACCAAGUCGCAACGGGAGCGGAAGCACCAACAGCAGAACGUGCCGAAGCCCACUGGUGAAGACACGCCCAACUACCAUGGAGAAAUCUACAACCCCUUUACGCCGGUUGUGUCGCCAACGGCGGAAGCGGCCCCGACCAGAAUCGAUAAGAUGUACAUACAGACGGCUAGCGGAUAUCGACCAGUAGACAAUACGUACAACCACCACCAUCAGCUGCACUUGCAUCAUUCGCAGUACCACCAUCAUCACCUUAGGCCGAGAGGUGGCGGUGGACCAGGUGACCCCGAAAGCAAUAAUUACACAAUAAGAACCGCCGUUCAUCUAUCCUGUGCGGUGCAGAGACUAUGGCUUCACAUCGCCAACGUGUGUCACGGUUUGCUGGGAGGGCUGGCCCUGGCCCAUCUGCUGCUGAUCUGCACGACCAGACCGUACGAUUGGGUCGAAGCAUCCAUACGACAUUACUCGGCCUUUGCGGAAGUCUACGCCAAUGCGUUCUACUGCUUGGCCAUCAUCUGUAUGGUUUCGAUAUUCGAUCGGAUGGAUAUUGCACACUUCAGCCUAUCGAGUGCGACCGAUAGUAACAUUUCGUUCCGAUCGGUGGUAAUAAUUAUGAUCUACGCAGCAACGAUUGUCCUGAGUCUGUCGGCUGGAUCGAUGGACGAACGCCUUUACCUGUCUGCCUCUAACGUGACCGUGUGGGAGGAGGAACUGGAAACGAACAAAGUACUCAGCAUAUGGAACACGCUGUCAAUAGCCCGCAGUGUUGGUGCUAUUUUCGGAUGGAUUGUGAUUGGCAUGUCACCGGACCAGGAUCAACUGUACGAGCACCUGCUGGAAAUGGAAAAAUAUCAACUGCAAUGAGUUGGAACGCCGGAGACAAGCAAAAUGAAAUCGAUGAUAAUAAGCCUCUCUCUAUAUUGCACCCUUAAGUUAUAUUCGUAACAAACAAGUAAUUGUAAAAAGGACACUGUACAUAGUAGGGUUAAGGAUCCUAGUUAAUGAAACAGAUACAAACCAAAAACAGAAACUAGAGAACAUUCAAUAGCAGUAACCUAACAGGGAGCUUCAAGUUCCGCCAUCAUUGUAACAAUAAACCAGCAACAUAAAAGGAGAACUAAAGGACUACAAUAGGAUAUGCGUUGACGAAGGCAAACUGAUCGAACUAACGCUAAUUGUUGUGUAACAAAUUUAUCCAAACCGUGCAAACCACGUCAACCAAACAUGACCGAAUACCGGCAAAAAUGUAUCCAAUAUUGAAAGUUAUAAUGUUAUCCCCAUCUCUCCCUCAUCAAGACAAGGUUCAAACCGGAAGCACUCCGUUCUUAAUGCAAAACAUUAAACCAUCCAUGAUGCUUAACCAUGAAUUCAAAUACCGUCAGUAUAUCUUUCCUAGCUCUUCAAACAUAAAACAAUCACUAGAGGAAUCCCAUUCUAUUCUGUUAUCCAUUUAGGGUAUAAGCAGCAAUUCAAACAAAAAAAAGUGACAAGGUAGCUAUGAAACGAUGAGUAGAGAAAUCAGCCAUUUUGUUUGCAACGCAGUGGCAACGGACUGAGUUAGGGCAAAGUUACAAUUAUAGAAAGUAACCGUAAACACAUGUAAAACUAUACAAAUGUAAAUGUGAAUGUUGAACAAUGAAGAUAAUCAUAUGAUAGCGGACGGGAUGUGUGCAUCAAACAAAAAGACGAACAUGAAGGAAACAUGGAUGAUAGAAUCUUCCGACUCCGAGAACAUAGUGAAACCAGAGUGAACGCAAACAUUCCUACACAUGUGUGUAUACAAACAAUCUGAACUAGCUUAAUGUACAACACAAACACUCAUAUACACUCACACAUCAAUCAAUAGAGCGAGCAAAGCUGUUAGCCAAUAUCACUGGAGAAUAUGGAUAAGAGAGAAACCCGGAGAAAAGAUAUCCAAAAUCGAGACGUCCAGUACGUAGUACUGGAACGCGCGCAGGAAGUUAAUAUUUCUACAGACCUAUAUAUUCUACCUAGGAACUAGAACCACAUACCAAAUCAAGAAGUAGUGAAAGUGCAUAUUACUAGACUUUAUUCUUUCUUUUUUGUUGAAAAUAAUUGCGUUAAGAAAUACACACAUCACAAUAAAUGGGAUACAAGCAUUGAAAUUGAA
Aedes albopictus (Asian tiger mosquito) is the source of this 3305-nucleotide messenger RNA. RefSeq lists its product as uncharacterized. The transcript has 5 exons. Gene Ontology annotation, cellular component: ciliary transition zone. The record is from RefSeq and is a predicted model, not a curated record. Bases 485 to 2038 code for a protein of 517 amino acids. NCBI's taxonomy places the organism in Eukaryota, Metazoa, Arthropoda, Insecta, Diptera, Culicidae. Gene Ontology annotation, biological process: cilium assembly.